UGUCCUCUCACACAUGCAGAGAUCUAGUCAUCACACUGAGGAGAGUGAAGAGAGAAAUGGCCUGUGACAGGGUCCAUGCUGCUUUACCUGACCCUCCCUGUCAAAGUGAAGAGGAUAACAAAGAAGAGGAGAAAACAUUUGGAAUUUUUUUUGCAGAAUUAGAAUCUGUGGAUCUGCCCCUAGGAACCACCUUAAGGUCUAUUUACGAUGACCAGCCAAAUGCCCACAAGCGCUUCAUGGAAAAGCUGGAUGCCAGGAUAAGGAACCACGACCGGGAGAUUGAGAAGAUGUGCAAUUUCCACCACCAAGGCUUUGUGGACGCCAUCACAGAGCUCCUCAAAGUCCGCACGGAUGCAGAGAAACUGAUGGGUCAAGUGACAGACACUAAUCGAAGACUACAAGAAGCUGGGAGGGAGGUGACAGCUCAGACAGAGGAGGUCAUUUGCUGUCGGAUCCAGCAGAGGAACAUGGCCACUACUGUUGAGAAACUCCAGCUCUGUAUACCAGUGCUUGAAAUGUACAGCAAACUGAAGGAACAGCUGGAAUCCAAAAGAUACUAUGCUGCAUUGAAAACCAUGGAGCAGCUGGAGAACAUCUUCAUCCCCAGGGUCAGCCAGUACAGGUUCUGUCAAAUCAUGGCCGAAAACCUUCCCAGACUGAGAGAGGAGAUCAAGGAGAUCUCAAUGUCAGACCUCAAGGACUUCCUGGAGAGCAUCAGAAAACACUCUGACAAGGUUGGAGAGACCGCCAUGAGACAGGCACAGCAGCACAGGACCUUUAAUAGUGCCGUAGCGAAGCAGGCCAGUAUGGGCCACUACACCAAGCCUGUCUACUCCCUCAAUGGACGAACACACACUCAUAACGGCUUAAUGAUGGACGACUACACAGGAGAUGAGGACGAUUCAGAUGAAGAGCUUCUUACAGCUCAGGACCUGGUGGACUUCUCACCUGUCUACAGAUGUUUACACAUUUACACUGUGCUGGGGGACCGAGAAACAUUUGAGAACUACUACAGGAAACAGAGGAAAAAACAGGCCAGGCUUGUGCUGCAGCCACAGGCUAACAUGCAUGAGACAGUGGAAGGCUACAGAAGAUACUUCAAUCAGAUUGUAGGGUUCUUCGUUGUGGAGGAUCAUAUCCUCCAUGCCACACGUGGGCUGGUCACCAGAGCUUUUACUGAUGAACUGUGGAACAUGGCCCUGUCCAAGAUCAUAGCUGUGCUCCGCACACACUCUUCAUACUGUGAUGACCCAGACCUGGUCCUGGAGCUGAAGAACCUCAUAGUCAUCUUCGCUGACACACUACAGGAUUAUGGUUUCCCAGUGAACCGCCUGUUUGACCUGCUUUUUGAGGUCAGGGACCAGUACAAUGAAACUCUGCUGAAGAAGUGGGUGCUGGUUUUCAGGGAGAUCUUUGAGUUGGAUAACUACAGUCCGAUCCCAGUGGAGACAGAGGAUGAGUAUAAACUGGUAGUCAGUCGCUUUCCCUUCCAUGAUGCCGAGAUAGAAAAGCAGCAGGACUUCCCCAAGAAGCUGCCAAUGUCCCAGUCUGUUCCUCAGAUCUACACACAGGUCAAAGAGUUCAUUUACGCCAGCCUCAAGUUCUCAGAGUCACUACACCGCAGUUCAACAGAGAUUGACGACAUGCUGCGAAAAUCCACCAACCUGCUGCUGACAAGAACACUCAGCAGCUGUCUACAAAACCUCAUCAAGAAACCUCACAUAGGACUGACUGAGCUGGUGCAGAUCAUCAUUAACACCACCCACCUGGAGCAGGCCUGCAGGUAUCUGGAGGAGUUUAUAACAAACAUCACCAAUGUCUCCCCUGAAACAGUGCACACCACACGACUCUAUGGCUUAUCCACGUUCAAGGAUGCUCGUCAUGCUGCAGAGGGAGAGAUUUAUACCAAACUCAACCAGAAGAUCGAUGAAUUCAUCCAGCUGGCAGACUAUGAAUGGGGCAUGGCUGAGUCAGACGGUCGUGCCUCUGGAUACCUCAUGGACCUGAUCAACUUCCUGCGUUCCACCUUCCAGGUCUUCACACACCUACCGAAUAACAACAAUGACCAUGCGUCGAUGUCGGGUAAAGUCGCCCAGACAGCUUGUAUGUCAGCCUGUAAGCAUCUGUCCACAUCACUGAUGCAAAUGCUGCUGGACACGGAACUGAAACAGAUCAGCAUGGGAGCCAUUCAGCAAUUCAACUUAGAUGUAAUUCAGUGUGAAUUGUUUGCCAGCUCUGAGCCCGUCCCUGGCUUCCAAGGAGACACACUCCAACUGGCCUUCAUUGACCUACGACAGCUUCUGGACCUGUUCAUGGUGUGGGACUGGUCAACCUACCUGGCAGAUUAUGGCCAGCCAACGUGCAAGUACCUGAGAGUAAAUCCCGCCACUGCCCUGGCUCUACUUGAGAAGAUGAAGGACACCAGUAAGAAGAACAACAUCUUCUCUCAGUUCAGGAAGAACGACAGAGACAAACAGAAGCUGAUAGAGACUGUGGUCAAACAGCUGAGGAGCCUGGUCAACGGCAUGUCCUCGUAAACACACACACACACACACACAGGAGUGCUGUGGGUGUCUCAAAGAGAUAGAAUGAAUGAAACAUACAUGCACACACACGCACUAACACACUGAACUGCCAAGACAAAGAGGGACAUUUCCACAUAUGGAAUGAAGUAAUAACACACAACAUGACAGUGAAACACAGAAGAACAACACAGGGAGUUCACACAUACACGAGACACACACACGAGACAGACAGCUAACAAACACACACAUCACAUAAUGGCACAGCAAUACACAGUGCAAUGCAUGCAGGGAAAACGGCAAACACACGAUCUGUAUGAAGUCAUGUCCUCCCCGUACUGUUAAACAAGACUGAAUAUACAAUGUAAAUAACAAACACACACACACACACACACAAACAUGCACACUAAACAGUUUAUUUGACUGAACAGUAAAAUGUUCGUAAAGUAUUUUCAUGGCUAUUAUAAGACAAACUAUGUCUGUACGUUUGUGAGAGUGCAAUGAUUGUAGCUGCAGAGGGAGACUGGCAAAGCACAGGAAGUGACACUCACAAGUACUGGCACAAUGUAGUUAAAGGUCAACACUUUCCACCCAUCACGUGAGCUGGAUUACAGUACUUCUCCUCUCCAUGGAUGAAGUCAGGAUGCAUUUUCCUGCAUUUAUUUGGAUGUAUAACAAAAUAAUUGUUAAUCUAUGCAUCUGUGCAGCAGAUCAGUAACCAGAUUUCCUCACUACCCCUGACUUUAUUUUUGAUUUCUAGAUGCUGCUUAUCUUGGUUUAAAACAUAUUUAAAAACAAUAAUAAUAUAUGAAUAACUUUGACCUAGUGUCAUAAAAACAAAAACAAAAGUCUCCAGGAGGAAUUUAGCAGGGGAAAUAUAUCGGGUCUUUUUUAUCAUCUGUAUCUACUAUGGAUACUACUACUAUGGAUAGCUGUAAGAUAGGAAGAUAACUGUGCAGAUAUGUUCGCAUGGAUAAUUUCAUUCUCAAUAGGCACUGCAUCACCAAACUGCCAGCACAGCAGAUUUUGCUGAAUGAUCCAAAUCUAAAAGCUUCUACUACUACCAUAGAAUUAUGGAUAUGGAAGUGGCUCUGACCAGGUUAAUCUCAUUGUCCCAAUACUUACUGUGUGUGUGUGUGUGUGUGUGUGUGUGUGUGUGUGCGUGUGUGCGUGUGUGCGUGUGUUGCCUGGGUCAUGGAUUGAAGGAAAAACAGGAAUGGAUGAUGACGUCUUGAAAGACUGAUGUUCACGAAAAGAGAGAAGUUUUUGUCAAACUCUGUGGUAGCUUUGCUUUCUGUUUGUCUUCUUUUCUUCCUCACACUGUACAUGCUAGAGCCUCCCAGUGAGUGAACAUGGUUGGGUCUUUGACUCCCAGAUUGUAGUCAGAGUCUUCAUGUGUUCUCUGCAUGUGAGAAUGUCAAAAUCUGGGUGUUUUUUUAAUGAUUUGGCUUUAUAUGUAUGCACAGGUUGGCUAACAUUUUACAUUUUAAACACUUUACCAAUUAAUACAAUGUAUUACAACCCCACACAUAUUUAUGCAGACAUAGGUCGGGCCAUUGCAGGUUGUUGCACUGGAUUGUAAUAAACGGUACAGGUUGACACACAUUGGUUUAUACAGCAAAGGGUCCAGAGAUCAGACAAGGGUUUUGGAUUGAAGUGUCAAAGUGUGGACAGCACGCAGCAAUGUGAUGUCAUCAUAAGAAAAAUAUGCCUCGGUCACAGGAUACUGACACCUGGUAUUAACAUGCAGUCUGUAUCUGGAUGCACAUUUUGGUCCAACAGUCUGGUCACAUUGUGGAAGUUGUAAAUACAAACAGAGCAGAGAGACAUCAACCUCUGUCAUCGCUCAUUUGAAAUGGUCGUGUAGCUAAUCUGAUACACACAAAGCUGCUGUUAUUAACCUGCAUUUUCUUAAUACAUUUUUUAAUAAGUUUAUCUUGAACAACUAUGCUCUCUCUCUAUCUCAAAUGAAAUCCAAUUCAAUUUUGUUUGUAAAGCGCCAAAUCACAACACAAAAUAUCUUUAGGCACAUAGUAAGGUUGAGACUUCACAUAUUACAGAGAAACCCAACUGUUCGCACAAUGAGCUUGGCGACUGUGAAGUGAAAAAUAUUCUUGCAGAACCCUGACUCAGUGUGGGUGGCCAUCUGCCGGGACCAGUUGGGCAUACUGUAAACUAGAAAUGACACGCAGCAGAGCACAUACCUCCACCACAGCUCAACAAUCUUAUUAUUACCUCCAAUAAUUACAUUUACUGGAGAACCUGUCCAACACCAUCACUGGAGUAGACCGGAGGACCCAUGUGAGAGUGGCUUCUCCACUGGCUGCGAAUACCUUCUUAAACUCAAACAUAAGCAUGUUUGCAAGGGUCCAGCUCCAAAUGUUUGACUGCACAUGUGAAAUCACACCAGUCUGUGUUGACACCCUGUGCCAUGUAAACAGACACUAACCUGCUGUUCGUGUCUGUGUUGGAUUAUUGGCCCUUAGUUAACAGACUGAUUUACUGCUACACUGCAAAAGACAUUGAGUGUGUUAGCAUUUCUCGUGUAGGCAGACAUGUUCACGUGCAGUUUGGAGCAAGCAUGUGACCCUUGUGUGCACUGCAGCUCAGAGACAGGUAAAUGUGGGCCACACAGACUGUUGGCGACAUUCAGAGUAUAAUUUACACUUUGGGAAGGCUCUCAGCAGGUAGCUUACAGAGGCAUUUGGGUGUCGCUGUCAUUUGCAAAUCGCCGUAACCCAGUUAGUCUUCUGCGUUGCAUAUUAAGUUGCGCUCACAGCGUGGACAGAAUAUAGACCAGAGCUUUUAUAUGUUAAGGAAAUUUUGUAUAGGACCCAGAUGCGGAUCAGAGACAGCUACAGCUACAAGCUUGAGCUUGACUGGCGGUUUGUAGACUGACGAAGCUUGGUGUAAGCAGGGGGGCAGGCUGGCUGACGUGACAAAAGACUUGGUCCGUAGUUUGAGGUUUCUGAGAGACAAAGGCAAACACCUUACGUAAACAAGACUUUGGCCAAUUACUGUACCACAUAUGGAGAAUAAACAAUCUGGCGAUGAGUUGAGAAAAGCCUGGGUUUCUUAUAGUGGCGGUUGAUUUGAUGAUCAGCUGCAGCAGAGCCAGGUGAAGCCGCGCCCCCGGGAUCACACACACACACACACACACACACACACACACACAGACACACUCAACACAGACAUGACAGACAAGACACUAGACAAAACAGGAAAUAGUCAGAGCAGGCCGAGGAGCCUGGCCUCACGGCCUGACCCGUGACAGAGAAAACCUUUUAACAUAUGGUGGUAAGUCACAGGCCUGUAAUCUGAUGUCAUGUUUCUGAUUCACAUCACAUGUUAAUACUGGGUGGCACAUUGCAGUGUCAACAGACAAUCUGGAAAGUCAUACACAUCCUGGUCAAAUCGGAUGACCUUUUCGCUGUACUCAUUCACAGCAGCCACCCGGUGGCGGUAAGGGUGGUUUCCUGUGGAAGGUGACAUCAGUGCAUGCCCUCUUCCUCCCUCUGUAAACCCUUCAGUUGGAGGGUGAUGGACGUUAUUUAUGUGAAGUUACCGGAACUCCGCCCCCAAAAGACUUGAUUCACACUGUACAUAUUAAACAGCUCCUCUUGCAUUCUGAAUUCUUUGUUUUUGUUCCUCAGGGUGAAAUUAAGCUUUAGAAUGAUAUAACCCAUAGACAUCCACUAAGCACAGCAAUAAUAAUUGGUUCCUUUACAGCCUCACAGGCACGUUGAUUGACGACUUAAAACUUGCACAGGAAAAUAUUUUGUAAUGAGACUGUUUCUAUUACGUUUAUGUUUUGGGUCUUUGCUCUACUUCAAGCAGGCAUUUUCUGCACUGAAGCUGACGGGGCUGAUGUUUUUUUUUCUGCCUUUUUAAUAGUUGCUUGUAAAUGCCACUGUAUAUACUGAAUAUUUUGUAAAGAAAAUAUUGCAGCAGUUUGUCUGCUACAAACUGAACAGGAGGUUGACACUGUGAUAUGCACCUCCAUCAACACCUCUAGUUAAUAUGUAAGUAGUGAGUCAGAAUUUGCAUUUGUUGCUUACUUGGUAAACUCAGUCCAGUACAGUGUGAGGAGCUCAGCUGCUCACGUCGGUACCUUCUCUCCACUCCACACUAAAAAGGUGAUGCUAUGUUACAACAAAGGCAGGUAUACAAAAUAAAGGACAGUUUGGAAAUCAGAGUGGCAGGGACUCUGUUCACACAUCUCCUCCCUGGUUCUUCUGUGUCACUCAGCUCUUCAUCUCCUGCGAGUAUGAAUGUCCAUUUGACCACAAAUUCUCAAAUAAAAGCCUUAAUUCAAAUCACAGUCAAGUCUGAAAUGAAUGCUGGACUAGUGCAAGCAAAUGCAAGCUGGGUAAAGAACACUGGGGAAAGGUGGCACGCCUGUACUCGACUUAAUGCAUGUGUAUUUCUACAGUGCAAGCUAAAACAGGAGUGCCUCAACGAAAGAUUGACACCUGUAAAGUACAACCCCAGCCCUGUCUCCAAGAAAUCCGGUCCACAGACAGUAUGUGCUGCUAAUUAACAGAGGGCAGGAGUCGGACUCCAGAAACCUUCUGACAUCCUGACCUCUGGGUGGUGAGGUCCACACAGAACCAUCAAAGUUAACAGAUCCAACCAGAUAUUUUACUGAUUUGCUCAGCGUCAACAUUUUUGUAAUUUGCUGUCUAUGUUCAUUGAUAAGAUUCCCUCAUUAUGAUGACAGAAAUCCAGUCAGCAUCACAUUUCCUUCAAAGUGUUGUAUAAUGCAAUUUCUGGGAGACAUGGUUGUAAAAAGUGAUGAAAUAGGCCUACUGCCCUCUGCACCUGAGGGAAAUUAUAUUUAAUCUAUGUUCAUUUGUAUAAUAUAUGAGGUGUCACAUAAUCUCCUGCUCAUGUUGAUCAGAGCCUUUACUAGUAUAAUGUACUAGAGUAUCACGUUUUUGCAUAAAACUGUUUUAAUGUGAAUGAAUAUUUGAAUUCCGAUGAAACGUGAGAUGGUUGUUCUGGCCUUCGCAGAAGUGGAGAGAGGGUACAUGUUGACAGCUUUACCUUUCUUUGUGUUAGGGUGAGACUGAGAUGUUGUUUUUCCAACAUCUGUUGGUUUUAUUUUGUGUGCUUAAAUAAAAAAUGCAUUCCACA
Messenger RNA from Scophthalmus maximus (turbot), 7658 nucleotides. It is a transcript of the gene exoc6, whose product is annotated as exocyst complex component 6. Gene Ontology annotation, cellular component: exocyst; membrane. NCBI's taxonomy places the organism in Eukaryota, Metazoa, Chordata, Actinopteri, Pleuronectiformes, Scophthalmidae. Bases 57 to 2537 code for a protein of 826 amino acids. Gene Ontology annotation, biological process: intracellular protein transport; exocytosis; Golgi to plasma membrane transport. The transcript is spliced from 24 exons. The record is from RefSeq and is a predicted model, not a curated record.